AUUGUGAUUGAAAAGUUAACCAAAAAUGUCACUGCGGCUCAUCUACGGGAAAUAUUUGGUAGCUUCGGAGAUAUUCAAUAUGUUGACCUGCCCAUGAACAGAGCUUUCAUGACAAACAGAGGAACAGCGUAUAUCUUGUAUUAUGACCCUGCAGAUGCCGAAGCGGCAAUUGCUCAUAUGCACGAAGCUCAGCUUGAUGGCGCUACAUUGAAUGUAUCUAUAGUUCUCCCCAGGCGGGCAUUUUCACGUUCACCGCGG
Aspergillus ruber CBS 135680 is the source of this 258-nucleotide messenger RNA. Its product is annotated as RNA-binding domain-containing protein. Gene Ontology annotation, biological process: mRNA splicing, via spliceosome. NCBI's taxonomy places the organism in Eukaryota, Fungi, Ascomycota, Eurotiomycetes, Eurotiales, Aspergillaceae. Gene Ontology annotation, molecular function: RNA binding. The record is from RefSeq and is a predicted model, not a curated record. The transcript is spliced from 2 exons. Gene Ontology annotation, cellular component: nucleoplasm; cytoplasm; ASAP complex. The annotation marks the transcript as partial.